AUGGACAAGAAACAGACCAAAGUGAAAGUUGUGAUACGUGUUCGGCCAUCUUUAAAAGAAGAUGCUAAGAUAUGUGUGAGUGCAGGUACAGACUCAGUGGAAAUAUUCAACCAUAGAAACAUCAACGAGAACAUCAAAUAUGAUUUCUCCAGUGUUUACGAUUCAUCCAGCUCCCAACAGCUUAUCUACAAUGAAUGUAUAAAGAAUCUACUCCACCGCAGCUUAGAGGGGGAGAAUGUUUCCAUAUUUGCAUAUGGUCCAACAGGGGCAGGUAAGACCCACACAAUGCUUGGGUCGCCAGCAGAUCCUGGUGUUAUCCCGAGAGUUAUCAACGGUCUCUUCCAGACAAUUGAUAGGAAGACCAAGGACAUAGGUGUACAAGUACAACCCCAUUCACACAAGUUUGAGGUGGCCUUCUCAUAUCUGGAGAUUUAUAAUGAAAAGGUUCAAGACCUGCUGGAACCAAGAAACUGUGACCUCCCAAUAAGAGAGGACGGAAAUCAUAAUAUCUUUGUUGCUGGCCUCGCUGAGAAGACAAUAAAGAAUUUCGAUGAAUUCAAGAAUCUGUUUGGUCCAGCUUCAAAUAACAGGACUGUUGCAGCCACUAAGCUCAAUGACAGGUCAAGUCGCAGCCACAGUAUCCUGAUGUUGAAGGUUCGGAAGACUCAGCUGUGUGCCCCCUACAAGGAAUACCAGGGCAAGAUCUAUCUCAUUGACCUCGCAGGGUCGGAGGACAAUCGGAGGACAGGCAACAAGGGCAUUAGACUGAAAGAGAGUGGUGCCAUCAACAAGUCUCUGUUUUCUCUUGGAGAGGUGGUAGAUGCCAUCAACUGUGGUCUGCCAAGAAUUCCCUACAGAAACAGCAAGCUGACUCGACUGUUGCAGGAUUCCAUCGGAGGGUCUUGUCAUUCCAUCAUGAUCACCAACAUUGCUCCUGAGGAGCACUACUACUACGACACUUACUGUACCCUCAACUUUGCCAGUAAGAGCAAGAAGAUUGUCAACACCAACACUGUGUGCGUCAAGGAAGCUCCAGUUGUGUCAGCCGUAAGUCAUCAGUCGAAACUGAAGAGGAGUAACUCAGCACCCCUACACACAGUUGGUAAAAAGGCCAAACUGUCAUCAUCUCCCCCCGUGAGUGCCGAGGCCCCAGUCUCCAGUGACCCUGCUCCCCUCCUCAGUCCAUUGAUGAGGCGACAGAAGAACCUGGAGCAGACGGUCAACAGUCGACUUCAGGAGAUGGAGCAAAAUAUCCUGAACCACAUCCAACAGGUGGCAGCACAAACUGCCAAAACCUCACAUGGGGAACCUGUCUCCAUGGAAACCAUCCACAAACAACUUUCAGUCUUCCAAGAUCAACUCAAACAGUUGGGACAGUCAACAAAGACAAGCAAGGCAUCAGACUGUACAUCAAAUGAUGAGAAAGGGAAAAAGGGAACAGAAAGGAGACCAAUGAGAGACACAACGAACCAGCAACACAAGACAAAAGUGGUAAAGAAGAAGUCUGUGAAAGAUGAUGGCAUCACCUGCAGUCCUCUAUUUAUUGAUCCACCCAAGCUCUUCAAGAAAGGCUUCAAGUCAACUGGGUCCAAGAGGAACAUAUUUGAAGAGGAUGAUGAAGCUGAGACCAAAGCUUUGGAGAGACUGGCUGAAAACAAGGGGCCAGCACACCUACUCAGCUCAGAGGCACAGCGUAAACACAAUGGUGACUUCCUACAUGUUCUCAACUCCUCAUCAGUGAAGGAACUCCAGCAGCUCCACACUGUGGGCAACAAGAGGGCACGGCUCAUCUUCGAAUGGCGCGAGUUGCAUGGUGUCUUCUCCCAGAUUCAAGACUUAAGAAGUAUUCCUGGCUUUACAGAGAAAUAUAUACAGAAUCUGUUGCAUAGCAACAUGGUGAGCUUGGCUGUGUAGAGAAACUGACACUGUUGCAGAUAUUUGUCCUGGACUGUAUUUAAGUCGUUCACACAAGGACUCUGUGGAACCAAUCUGCUCAUGCUGGUAGCCUGAGGCAGCUGUACCUGGGACUGGAUGCACACAACUGAACAGUGUUAGCUCACACCUUGACUACGGACACCUUCUGACUGUGCUUGUGUGGUAGCCUGAGGCAGCUGUACCUGGGACUGGAUGCACACAACUGAACAGUGUUAGCUCACAUCUUGACUACGGACACCUUCUGACUGUGCUUGUGUGGUAGCCUGAGGCAGCUGUACCUGGGACUGGAUGCACACAACUGAACAGUGUUAGCUCACAUCUUGACUACGGACACCUUCUGACUGUGCUUGUGUGACAUCUUGUGAUGGUUGGUUCCUGCAGGCGUUCCUAAACUGAUGUGUAGCUUACACAACCAUGUAUUCAUCAACCUGUUAAUGACUUUCUACAACUCCAGGAAAGUGUCAGUUCACUUCAUACCAACAAGUACUUGUCAUCGUGUGAUCACUGUGGCUGUAGACAGCGUACAAGCCAGAUGUCUGUGGAAUCAACAGCAACUGCGUCAUACUUCUUACUUUAACAUGUUGGAGAUUUAAUUCAAAAGAUUCUUAUGAACAGUGCAAACAAUCUGUUGUCACGCUGACAAAUCAAGAAACUGUGCAAAUAUCCUGUGUCUUGGUUAACUGUACUUUGGAUGCAGGGGUGUUCAUUUACACAGCCAUGUGUAUGUAACAUUGUGCCAAAUACACAGCACUUCAUGCAUCAGUGAAAGCCAUCAAUGUACUUCAAGUAAUGUCCUGGUCCUCUGGACAGUUUACAUCACAAUUGAGUCAAGGCAAGGUGUUCCUUUGAGUGGAAAAAUGAAACCUUUCUCAUUUACCUCAUUUAUUACUUUAAAAAUGUAUUCAAAGACCCUCUGAUAUAUUGUAGACUUGUAGCACAGGUCUGUUUUAGGUAGCACUGGUCUAAUUGGCUAUCUGAGAAAAUGACGGACAGGUCACAUGGAGUUGUGUGAUGCAGAUGUUCUCCUCACUGUGCAGCAGUGACAGUAGUGGGUGACUGUGGCGCUGUAUCCUGUAUGUGAACCACAGAAACACUGUGUAUACACAAACUAUGAAAUGAGAUUUGUUUAGUACUAUUAUAUAUACUUCAAGGAAUUGCUUAAUAAUGGAGGAAUGCAUUACAGCUACUGAUCUGAGGAAUCUUAUUUCACACUGAACUUCACAGGGGGUCAACAAACCUACUUCCAGUUGUAGUUACUGGUUGUCCUACCUGACAGUGAACAGUGACAACAAACUGGAUUAGUACAUAUGGCAUAUUCAGUAUAUUUGAUGAAAUGUUUCAGUUAUUACCUCCCCCGUCAUAAAAAUUCAAACCAUUUAUUUAGAUAGCAUGAUAGUGAACAUAUUUUCUACAUCUCUGGUUGAUCUUUCUAAAGCUACAAAUGGCAAAUAGUUCUUGUAUUGUGUUCAUUCCACAGUAGUUUGUAUCUCAAUUACAUCAGAUCAUUCAUUGCUUCCACUUGUGCAAUAGCUCAUGAAAUAAACAUAUUUCAUCUUC
Molecule: messenger RNA, 3492 nt
Organism: Haliotis rubra (blacklip abalone)
Lineage: Eukaryota; Metazoa; Mollusca; Gastropoda; Lepetellida; Haliotidae
Product: kinesin-like protein KIF22
Biological process (GO): microtubule-based movement
Cellular component (GO): microtubule; kinesin complex
Molecular function (GO): microtubule motor activity; ATP hydrolysis activity; microtubule binding
Source: RefSeq, a predicted model, not a curated record